GUAGUAGCGACUGCCUUCGGGGCCCGGGUUCGGGCAUUUCCGGGAGGCAGCGGGAACAAUCGGCGGGGUUUCCCGACCUCCGACCUGGGGUCGGGGGUCGAAUGGACAUAGCAGAGCACAUGAUUUUGAGACUUUGAGCGAGACACAUCUACUGACCAAGAGAGCUGUGUUUUCUAUACAACAAAGCCGGCAGAGCUAAGCUGCAGAGGAAAAUGGAUAACUGGUCAUCAGGAAAGCAGAAGUUUCUCCCCUACCUAAUGCCACCUGAUACCAGUUUCGAGUCUUUAAGAGCAGAAAAAUAUCCUGACUUUGUUCACCAACCAAGCUCAGAGGUUUCUGAAGACCUUUCCCAUGAUGUAGCAUGGGCUUUCAACAAGCUGGAGUCAGAGGGCUUCUUCUACCGCCAUUGGGUGGUUGUUCAGGGCAAGCAUGUACUGACUCCUGUUUCCAGGACCCUAGUGGGUAACCCAGGCAUGACUUACAGAUAUCUAGGACUCAGAAUAUUUGCCCUUCCCUGGACCUUCGAGGAUGGAAAGGAGCUUAGUGAGGUAGAAAAGGCAUGUAGUAUCAUUGGCAGAUUGAAUCAGUACUUGAAAGCAACAUCCUGUGCUAUAUUGAAGAAAAGACAGGUAGAUGUUCCAAUCCAAAAUACAAAAAUGGCAAGGAGGACGGAUGAAGGAACCGGAAGUACUUUGGAAAACAAAGAUACAAAUGUAAAGGAUAUUGUGGAAAGGUCCACUGAAAGAUUAAGAGAUCAUUCUGAAAGUCAUGUGAGAACUGAUGAAGACUCUGAACAAGGCAACGGUCCUAGAGGCGAAGUACAAGGCUCAGGAGACAGUAUCAAUGCUCCAGGAGAUUCUUUAAUGACAAACAGUGGGAGUGGUUCUGGUGAUGCACCCGAGGAGGAUCUUUACAGAAACAAACGAAAGAGGCAAGAAAUAAGAGCCAAGACAAUUGAAGAAGGAACAGAUUUCAACGUGGCCCUGAUCAAUUACAUGGACCCACUGAAUCCAGAGCUGAAUCUAAAACCAGAGCCCUACUAUGACCUAGGUCCACUAGCUGUUCCUUGGCACAUGGAUGGCAACCUUGUCCGAGGGUCUACUGUAGCAGUCUACAGCUAUAUCUGUGAGGCUGCAUAUGGGGCAGAGAAGAAUAGAGAUUGGAUGAUAGGUAUCAGCAAACCAUGGGAUGAUGUCACUCCAGCUUUAGCUGCUCCCCUAGCCUCUGGUGAUGCAUACUUUAUGCUUGCAGAUCUCAAUGAUACCCACAGGCAUUGUGUCAUAGCUGGGGAUCAGCCAAGAUUUGCCUCAACCCAUAGGGUAGUAGAUAGUAGCCAUGGGACCCUAGCUUACAUCCAAGCACGAUGUCGGUCGGCACUGGAGAACCUCAUCUAUGAAUCGGUUGAAGGAGGAGAAGAGGGGUCUGAUGGGAAGCCAGCACUGAGAAGCCUAGAUUCUGCGGCUCUCCAACUUGUCGAGGAAGUACACAAUGAGGUUGAAUUUGAAUGGCUGAGACAGUUUUGGAUGCAAGGUUCUCGUCAUGCUACGGAGCGUUCAUUCUGGAUUAAACCUAUGGAGGAUUUAGAACACUCUUGGGAAUGUAUGGAGCAUAUGACCAAGCUUGCUAUUGAAGCAUCUCUGAAUAUAGAAUCAUGUCAAGAAGCAGCACGUAUCAUCAGAGACAUCUUGCCUUUCAUCGAGAACAGAGAGAGACAAAGGUGUAUUUGUCUUAAUAGGUAUAGUGGAGAUGCUCUCCUCAGUAUCAAACCAGACCGCCUUCCACUCUAUAGACCGACCUGGGAUGACAGUGACCUUUCACGACCUUUGCCCUUUACCCUAACAAAGGUCAUCAAGAGGUUGAAAGUGAGGCUUAAUGAGUUGCAGUAGGAAUCUUUGUGUACCUGAACAAUCUUAAACCAGACUGCCGUCCAUCCUAUGUCAAUCAUUGACAGUUUUUGACGGAGAUGAUGACACUCGGCCUAUCACUUUCUGUCUCCAGAGACAAGUCUACUGUCUUGUCCAAUUCAAAGCAGUCAAUAAUGUAACUCCACUACUGAUGCUAGAAUGUCAUGUCACUCUGUGUACAACAUGGAUACACCCCCUAUCUUGUGUUAACCUUCUUCCAAGCAUAAAUGAGAGAGAUAGAGUCUACCAGAGACAAGGACAGGAUGCACAACUAGAAAGCUUCAUCUACACAGAGUGACUGGUGUGUGAAUAGUUAUUGGGAUUUACUCUUGGGUAUGAUCCAAUAAUGAUGGAUUUGAUACCAAACUCUUCAUAAACACCCUUCAUUUGGCUUGUAUUCAUGAUAGAUAUGGUUGCCAGGCAUUUGCUCUUGAUACCAGUCUUUAUCUAGGCAAUCUAUAUAUACAUAGCUGGAUACUUAUACCUCGGUCACAUUUGUUCUACGGCGGCUGUACGACUAGUCGAAAACAGCCAUUUUUACAUUUUUUUGU
Messenger RNA from Lytechinus variegatus (green sea urchin), 2455 nucleotides. Its product is annotated as alpha-ketoglutarate-dependent dioxygenase FTO-like. Gene Ontology annotation, molecular function: ferrous iron binding; mRNA N6-methyladenosine dioxygenase activity; broad specificity oxidative DNA demethylase activity. The transcript is spliced from 10 exons. Lineage: Eukaryota; Metazoa; Echinodermata; Echinoidea; Temnopleuroida; Toxopneustidae. The coding region runs from base 213 to 1886 and encodes 557 amino acids. The record is from RefSeq and is a predicted model, not a curated record. Gene Ontology annotation, biological process: RNA repair; DNA alkylation repair; regulation of multicellular organism growth.